This is a messenger RNA of Elephantulus edwardii (Cape elephant shrew), 1749 nucleotides long. It is a transcript of the gene PINK1, whose product is annotated as PTEN induced putative kinase 1. Gene Ontology annotation, biological process: autophagy of mitochondrion; protein phosphorylation; regulation of apoptotic process. The transcript is spliced from 8 exons. Lineage: Eukaryota; Metazoa; Chordata; Mammalia; Macroscelidea; Macroscelididae. The record is from RefSeq and is a predicted model, not a curated record. Gene Ontology annotation, molecular function: ATP binding; protein serine/threonine kinase activity. Bases 1 to 1749 code for a protein of 582 amino acids. Gene Ontology annotation, cellular component: mitochondrion.
AUGGCGGUGCGACAGGCACUGGGCCGAGGCCUGCAGCUAGGCCGAGCGCUGCUGCUGUCCUUCACGACCAAGCCUGGUCCGGCCUGCUGCUGGGGACGGGUCGGGAGGCCAGGCCCGGCGGCGUGCUGGGGCCGAGGAGAGCGACCGGGUCCGGCCCUGGGGCCCAGUGCGGAGCCCCGCCGGCUGGGGCUCCCCGACCGCUACCGCUUCUUCCGCCAGUCAGUGGCCGGGCUGGCGGCGCGGCUCCAGCGGCAGUUCGUGCUGCGGGCCAGGGGCGGCGCGGGCCCUUGUGGCCGGGCGGUCUUUCUGGCUUUCGGGCUGGGAUUGGGCCUCAUCGAGGAGAAGCAGGCCGAGGGGCGAAGGGCUGUGUCGGCCUGUCAGGAGAUACAGGCGAUUUUCACCCAGAAAAACAAGCUGCUGCCUAACCCACUGGACAAUAGACGCUGGCAGGGCUUCCGCCUGGAGGAGUAUCUUAUAGGGCGAUCUAUUGGCAAGGGCUGCAGUGCUGCUGUGUAUGAAGCCACUGUGCCCACGGUGCCCCAGAAGCUGAAAGGAGCAGAGAGCUCCAGGCUGCUGACAAGAAGAGAACCCGAUGUCAUUCCACAGGGGGAAACUGAGGAGAGCACAUCCCAGCCCCCGGCCUUUCCCUUAGCCAUCAAGAUGAUGUGGAACAUCUCGGCGGGCUCUUCCAACGAAGCCAUCUUGAGCACAAUGAGCCAGGAGCUGGUCCCAGCGAGCCGAGUGGCAUUAGCCGGGGAGUAUGGAGCAAUCACCUACAGAAAAUCCAAGGGAGGGGUCAAGCAGCUGGCGCCUCACCCCAACAUCAUCCGGGUUUUCCGCGCCUUCACCUCGUCUGUGCCGCUGCUGCCAGGGGCUCUGGUUGACUACCCUGAUGUGCUGCCCCCACAACUCCACCCUGAUGGCCUGGGCCAUGGACGGACGCUUUUCCUUGUUAUGAAGAACUAUCCCUGUACCCUGCGCCAGUACCUCCGCACAGCCACCCCAAGCCCCCGCCUCGCCACUGUGAUGACCUUGCAGCUCCUGGAAGGGGUGGAUCAUCUGGUCCAACAGGGCAUUGCACACAGAGACUUAAAGUCUGACAACAUCCUUGUGGAGUUUGAUGCUGAUGGCUGUCCCUGGCUGGUGAUCACUGAUUUCGGUUGCUGCCUGGCAGAUGAAAGCAUCGGCCUGCAGUUGCCUUUCACCAGCUGGUAUGUGGAUCGGGGUGGAAACGGCUGCCUGAUGGCUCCUGAGGUGUCCACCGCCCGUCCUGGCCCCAGGGCAGUGAUCGACUACAGCAAGGCAGACGCCUGGGCUGUGGGAGCGAUUGCCUAUGAGAUCUUUGGACUCUCCAAUCCCUUUUACGGCCAGGAUCAGACCCACCUGGAAAGCCGUAGUUACAAAGAGGCCCAGCUGCCAGCACUGCCCGAGUCAGUGCCUCUGGAUGCAAGACACCUAGUGAGAGCACUGCUCCAGCGAAAGGCCAGUAAGAGACCAUCUGCCCGAGUAGCUGCAAAUGUGCUUCAUUUAAGCCUCUGGGGUGAACACAUCUUAGCCCUGAAGAAUCUGAAAUUGGACAAGAUGGUUGGCUGGCUUCUCCAGCAGUCAGCUGCCACUCUGUUGGCUGACAGGCUCCCAGAGAGGAGUUGUGUGGAAACAAAAAUGAAGAUGUUAUUUCUAGCCAACCUGGAGUGUGACGCCCUGUGCCAGGCAGCCCUUCUCCUCCACUCCUGGAGAGCAGCCCCUUGA